Messenger RNA from Peromyscus californicus insignis, 948 nucleotides. RefSeq names its product olfactory receptor 2AG1-like. Gene Ontology annotation, molecular function: olfactory receptor activity; G protein-coupled receptor activity. Gene Ontology annotation, biological process: G protein-coupled receptor signaling pathway. The transcript has a single exon. The record is from RefSeq and is a predicted model, not a curated record. NCBI's taxonomy places the organism in Eukaryota, Metazoa, Chordata, Mammalia, Rodentia, Cricetidae. Bases 1 to 948 code for a protein of 315 amino acids. Gene Ontology annotation, cellular component: membrane.
AUGGAGCUCUGGAACUCCACCAUGGUAAGUGAUUUUAUCUUGGUGGGGAUUCUGGAUGACAGUGGCUCUCCUGAACUGCUCUGUGCCAUAUUCAUAGCCCUUUACAUGUUGGCUAUGAUCAGCAAUGGACUGCUGCUCCUGGUCAUCACCAUAGAUGCCCGACUCCAGGUUCCCAUGUACCUUCUGCUCUGGCAGCUCUCUCUCAUGGACCUCCUCCUCACAUCAGUUAUCACUCCCAAGGCUGUUGUAGAUUUUCUGCUUAAAGACAACACCAUCUCCUUUGGGGGCUGUGCCCUUCAGAUGUUCCUGGAACUGACACUGGGUGGUGCAGAGGACCUUCUUUUGGCCUUUAUGGCCUAUGACAGGUAUGUGGCCAUUUGUCAUCCUCUGAACUAUAUGAUCUUCAUGAGGCCUAGGAUCUGCUGGCUCGGGGUAGCCAUAGCAUGGACCCUAGCAUCUCUGAGUGCAGUAGGAUAUACAGUCUAUACCAUGCAAUAUCCUUUCUGCAAAUCUAGGGAGAUCAGACACCUGUUCUGUGAGAUCCCUCCCUUACUGAAGCUUGCCUGUGCAGACACCUCCAAAUAUGAGCUCAUGGUUUAUGUGAUGGGUGUGACCUUCCUACUUCUUCCUCUUGCUGCCAUUCUUGCCUCUUAUACACUAAUUCUUUUCACUGUACUCCACAUGCCCUCACGUGAGGGCAGGAAGAAAGCCCUUGUCACCUGUUCUUCACACUUGACUGUGGUUGGGAUGUGGUAUGGGGGUGCUUCCUUCAUGUAUGUCCUGCCCAGUUCCUUCCACACCCCCAAACAAGACAAUAUCUUCUCUGUUUUCUAUACAAUUGUUACCCCAGCCCUGAACCCCCUCAUCUAUAGCCUAAGAAAUAAGGAGGUGACUGGGGCUUUGAGAGCCCUGGGAGGACGAAUUUUGCCAGCACAGUCUACAUUCUAA